Molecule: messenger RNA, 802 nt
Organism: Rhodofomes roseus
Lineage: Eukaryota; Fungi; Basidiomycota; Agaricomycetes; Polyporales; Fomitopsidaceae
Product: ribosomal protein S28e
Exons: 5
Coding region: 187-396 (69 amino acids)
Biological process (GO): ribosomal small subunit assembly; maturation of SSU-rRNA; translation
Cellular component (GO): ribosome; cytosolic small ribosomal subunit
Molecular function (GO): structural constituent of ribosome
Source: RefSeq, a predicted model, not a curated record
UUGACGUUGAGCGUUGAGCGCUUGAGCACUCAGCAGGCUGAGGAGUGGUUUGCGCCACCGGGAAUUGCCGGCGGAGUGGACCGUAACUAUUGAUGGCAACCCAAUGCAUGAACCUUAUUUUCCACCACCAAUCCACCGACCGCCAAAACACGCCAGUCCGUCCUCGGCACCACAACCUCCCUCAAAAUGGAAUCAUCAUCAAAAGCCCCCGUCAAGCUCGCAACCGUUAUUAAGGUCCUUGGUCGGACUGGUUCUCGUGGUGGUGUCACGCAAGUCCGUGUCGAGUUCAUGGACGACCCCAGCCGGACGAUUAUCCGGAACGUGAAGGGGCCCGUGCGGGAGAAGGACAUCCUGGCUCUCCUGGAGAGUGAGCGUGAGGCUCGUCGUCUUCGUUGAGACACUCGGCGCGCUAUCGUUUACUACAUGUUCAUCUUAGGCAUUCCCAUUCUGUGUAUGAUUCCGCAAAUGCUAUGCGCCUGAGGCUUCCCACGACCCCUAAAACGCUGGGCUGCCCUCAUUCAGCUUGUGGACGGUCCGAGAUUGAACGGAAGAUAGGGCGUUCUGGUCGCUUCCGGGUUCCCAAUCUCGAUGUCUCUGCGUCACUGACUUGUCGCCCGGCGAUUCCGCGUGAGCGUUUACCGACCACCCGACUGCUGUCUUCGAAACCUCGGAGCACCUGGCCUCAUGUCUCGCGUGUAUGUGCGCUUGCUAGUGCGUGUGCCAGUCGCGCAUGCAGGUAUACGAGCGUUUGCUUACGAUCGGACGACCGCUGUAUGAACAUCUGGGCGGUCGGAGUUGUCAC